AUGAUGCAUUUUCGAAAGCGCGCCGACAGUAACCCAAUUCCGCUUCCACCGCAGCCGAAGGUCGUGAAUGCAAGUGGUACAUUCGACGGCAACGAUGGGAGAUGGUCGUCGUUCAUCAUCAACGUCAAUUCUAAUGCGGAGGGCCUCAGCGGACAAAACUUCAAGACUCUCAUAUCCACCUCCUCGCCGGUCACUCUAUUACCUGCCAUAAGUGAGUGGUGCAAUGCAGCAUGCGCCGGGCGACGUGGUGUCUUGCCUUACGGGGGAAUCCAGCCCAGAGGUCUGGAAGACAAAAAUAAAAACUGGAAACCUUAUGGAACAUAUAACAUCCCACUUCCAUAUUGGUACACAGCAGACCUCAUAAACAACUCUACGAACGACACGUUAAAAGGAGCAUGGGGAAUCUCAAACGUUGGCCUCGGGGAGAGCUCAGCGAACAGUCUCGUUCUCACAGGCCGCUACAUUGCUCAGUACAUUUUCAACGACUUUUUCAUGGGAUCGUUCGGACUCGCGGUUGGCGAGGUUGGUGAAGAUGACUCGACUAGGGCCACGUUCUUGUCACAAUUCGAGGACGAUUCCAAUAUAGCGAGCUCGUCAUACGGCUACACCGCAGGCGCUUACUAUCGUAACAACGGUGGCGUACUUGGAAGUCUUGUGCUUGGCGGGUAUGACAGAUCACGGAUGAGCGACGAAGGUGUUAUCAUUUCGAUGGCGAACCUGAAGAACACUACACUCGUCGUUGGGGUGCAAUCCAUUAUCUAUACUCCGGAUCAGAAUGUUGCGUCAGCGUGGGACUCUUUCACGGCGAAGACAGGAGGUGGGUUUAGCGCCAAUAUCGACUCGACCCUGCCAUAUCUUGUGCUCCCCGAAAACAUUUGCGCCCUGUUCCAGGAAAAGUUUCGAUUGCAGUAUGACGAGGACCGGAAUCUAUACUUUGUGAACUCUUCUUCACAUGACGCAAACAAACAACAGAACGCAAAAGUGAUCUUCAACAUCGGAGCCGGCCCCAGGACAAGUUACAACUACACAAGCAUUGCGCUGCCGUAUGCAGCAUUCGAUCAACAGAUUGGUUCUGAGACUGGAGAGAACUUCACGAAUUAUUUCCCAAUCAAGAAAUCGAAGAAUGGCAUCAGUACUCUGGGCCGUACAUUCCUCCAGGAAGCAUACAUAUACGUCGAUUACGAACGCACCAGCUUUACAGUUGCACCAGCUCACUAUUCAGACCCCAUGCCGAAUGCCAACAUCAAAACAAUUUUGAACACAACAUAUGUGCCUCCGGGAUCGACAAACACAUCAAAAUCGGGUGGAGGAAUGGCUCCGGGAGCCAUUGCGGGGACUGUUGUUGGCAUCGUUGCCGCGUUCGUAAUUGCAGGAAUCAUUACCUUUUGUUGGUGGAGAAAACGAGAGAAAAAGGCAGAAACCGAUGGAAACCCUCAAGAUACCGCGCACAUUGACCCAACGCUGGCAGGCCAGGAGAUCAGGUACCGGCGUGUGUCUGAACUCACAGGCUCCGAUGUACCAAGCUCUCCAAAGACUCACCUCGGUGGUUACUACACAGCCGACCACAAGUCCAUUCCGCCGAUUAGCGAGAUGUCUCCAGACAGCCCGCCGGUUGAGCUGUACAGUCCACCACCAGAAAGUGCAAGUGACGUUGAUGGUGCUCGCGACUACUUUACUGUUGGCAAGCCUCACAGGCGAGGCGCGCAAAGAGAUCGCGCAUCAUCUGGCCAGAACUCUCCUGGUACACCCAUAGCUGAGCUGCCAGGCGAUGAAGGCCAGUUCCAUACACAAGUCACACAGAUUGAUGGUGUGAGUCCGCUCACCAGCCCGCGGCAAAGCCAUGGGCCCAGCGACAUAUCUCUAUCGAAGAACAUCGACGAGAGGCUGGCAAACCAAAAGAAAGAUGUAACGAGGCCGACGCAUCCUGCAGAGACUGCACGUGCGGAUGCCGCAGUGGGUCUUGAGAGCGAGGCACAAACUGAAGAUGCCAUGGACGCUGCAAAAGAGCGACGCCCCUCCCACCAGAGAGGACUCAGCGACAACACAAUCGCGAGCGACAGCACAGCCGUGUCUCAACCCACGCCCGAGGAGGAAGAGCGCUGGGCAAGAGAGCCAAGACGGCCAUUUUCUGAAUGA
Messenger RNA from Ascochyta rabiei, 2136 nucleotides. RefSeq lists its product as uncharacterized. The record is from RefSeq and is a predicted model, not a curated record. Bases 1 to 2136 code for a protein of 711 amino acids. The transcript is spliced from 2 exons. Lineage: Eukaryota; Fungi; Ascomycota; Dothideomycetes; Pleosporales; Didymellaceae.